AUGUCGACUGUACCUCUUGUUACUUUGAACACUGGAGCUAAGAUGCCCAUAGUUGGGUUAGGAUGCUGGAUGGGCGAUACCGGCGCUGGUGAACGCGCAUAUGAGAUGUGUCGGAAAGCAAUAGCGAUUGGGUAUAGACACAUCGACACUGCAGCAGACUACGACGACGAAGCGCCCGUAGGCAGAGCGAUCCGAGAGUCAGAUGUCCCUCGCGAGGAGCUCUUCAUAACGACAAAGCUCAAUCAAGACCGCCACGACAGCGUCGCCGAAGCGCUCGACGAGUCUCUUGCGGCGCUCGGGCUCGACUACGUCGAUCUCUUCUUGAUCCACUAUCCUCAAGCUGAGAGGAACGGCAAGACGCUGCAGCCCGAGGAGUAUCCCACGAUUAAUGAUACGUGGGCGGAUAUGGAGAAGGUGUACAGGGAGGGGAAGGCGAGGGCGGUUGGGGCCAGCAACUUCAGCGUCAAGACUCUGGAUCAGUUGGAGAAGACGUGGACGGUUGUGCCUGCUGUGAAUCAGGUCGAGAUACACCCGUUUCUUCCGCAGAAUGCGCUCAGGGCGUAUUGUGAGGACAAGGGCAUUCAUCUGACUGCGUUCGCGCCGCUGGGUCAGCCGAUCGUAGGACAGGACGCGCCGUCGCUCCUACAUAAUGAGACGAUCGAGAAGAUUGCGGAGAAGUACGGAGCAACGACGGGCCAGGUCUUGCUCGGUUGGGGCGUUCAGUGCGGUACUAGUGUCAUCCCGAAGAGUGAGAAGGAGGAGCGUCUGCGCUCGAACUUGACGAUCCUGAAGCUUGAUGAGGCCGAUGUGAAGACCAUCGACAACUUGCACAAACAGCCCGGCUUGCAUCGUUCUUUGCUCGCUUUUCUGCACAGCAAGGAAGGUGUCAUGGGUUGGACGUAUGAGCAGCUCGGAUGGCCAUUCGACGAAAAGGGCAUCGUUUUAUAG
Messenger RNA from Peniophora sp. CBMAI 1063, 948 nucleotides. Lineage: Eukaryota; Fungi; Basidiomycota; Agaricomycetes; Russulales; Peniophoraceae. The record is from the annotation of a GenBank genome assembly.